AUGGAUAGAAAUAUGAGAUCAAGUUAUGUGAGCAGUGGCCCAAGGUCUUUGCCUCACAUGGGUGGUGGUAAACGGCAGAACUCCAAUGGCAAUCACAACAGUGCCCGGUUGAGCCCACCAGCACAGAUCCCCCCAGGACAGUUGCUCAACAACAACAAUAACAAUAAUCAACAUGAUGAUCUCAUUAAUUAUAUCUAUGAAUCUUGGAAUAAGGUCACACGGGAGUUAGAAAGGGGUAGUGAAGACGCAAAGUACUACCAGGAAGUAUUGACGCCUCGGCAGCUAGCCAACUUCAGACCGUUCAACUUGGAGGAGUGGUGGGGACGGCGGCUUGUGCAGACUCUAAAUCGCAACAAGCACCGAUCU
Iphiclides podalirius (scarce swallowtail) is the source of this 366-nucleotide messenger RNA. NCBI's taxonomy places the organism in Eukaryota, Metazoa, Arthropoda, Insecta, Lepidoptera, Papilionidae. The record is from the annotation of a GenBank genome assembly.